Molecule: messenger RNA, 555 nt
Organism: Caenorhabditis remanei
Lineage: Eukaryota; Metazoa; Nematoda; Chromadorea; Rhabditida; Rhabditidae
Exons: 3
Coding region: 1-555 (184 amino acids)
Source: RefSeq, a predicted model, not a curated record
AUGGACGUCUCCCAGCUGACCGAUGCAGAACUUCGAGAGAGCUUAAAAAGCCACGGAGUAUCAGUUGGACCAAUCGUCGCGUCGACGCGCAAACUUUAUGAGAAGAAACUUCUCAAAUUUACCGGCAAGGCUAAUGACGAAUCACUGAACGUUGUAGAUCUGAACGAUUCGCAAAUCAACGAAGAAGUUCAUCAGGAGGAAAAACGUCUCUCACCGGUUUUCCAGAGAAAAACGCCAUCCUCGGCAAUUAAAACUCCAGUUCGAGAAGCUAUUGUCCGACGAUCAUCAUCAUCACGAGCACCGGAAUCUGACACUGAUGACGAUUGUGAAGAGUCUAUGCGGAUUUUGACAGAAGAAGAAAUGGCUGCAGAUCGGCUCGCUGCUCGUCAAAGUUCUCAGGGCAUUGAGAAUAGGGGAAGCAUGCUGAGAAGCUCAAUCACAUACACAAUCAUCUUCGUCAUCAUUGCUGUCUUUUUCUACUUUCUCUUCGAGAACGUUGAACAAUUGCAGUUGGCCACUAUGCCAUCGAGCUCGAACGCAGAUGAUACCGUCUGA